AUGUACCAUAGCAAAGUCUUCCACCUCACUCAAUUCAGCCUGGACAAUCUGAAAAGACUUACAGACUACCCCAAAGUCGCGAACCGCAUCCAUACUCUGAACAUCAGCACUCUGUUCUUUGCGAAGGACGCCACGAUGCACCUGGACAGAAUCCGCGUACUCCUGUCAGGCAUAGUAUCGGAUCUCACUGAUCGUCUACGCGAGAGAAACUCAAAAGAGCCCAUCGAGGAUGAGCAGCAGCUCGUCGGAGCAGCCGUUGACAAGUUCAAUCGCGCUCUUGGCCAAGAAUCCGACGGAGAAUUCUGCGCGUGGAUGAAAUUGCAAGGCAUCCUGGCAAAGUUUCCCAAGCUCCGCAACAUCGUCAUCGUCGAGGGUGAUGAGUGGUACGUAGCCCCGUAACGACCAUAAUGUCGUUACACAUACUGAAUGUAAUAGUUCAAAUCUACCGAGGUGGUUCGAAGACACACCGAAGUGGUGCCAAGCAGGACUCUUGACCUUCGACCGGGACUCCGCACUCUGCGAGCUGAUCAACUAUGUGCACCAGGCGGCUGCGACCAACCGACUUCUUACGCACCUAUGGAACACCAAGGCUCAUCAGAGAACUCUCGAAAUCCUCUUCCGCGCCGUUGAGAAUCAGCGAGGUUGCAGCAUACAGAUAAGCAAUCUAAAAGUCCAGGGCAAGAUUGAUCUGUCGAAACUACCGACCGACAUUCGCACCUUGAGAGAGCCGCAUUGCGAUGGACUGAAAUCUAUCACAAAAUUGGAGAUAGCACUCAGUCGUCCAGUGCUCACGGAACCGGCUCCACAGCGCGACAUCGUCGGCCGAUUCCUCUCUCAUAUGCCCGACCUGACAUUCUUGAGUCUAAGAUUUCCAUCAGCGCAGUAUCAGGAUCCCGUCACGCGAGCACAGCGACAGGUUUACGUGGAGGACGGACUGCAAUCCAUGACUUCAAUCCCCGCGUUCGUCGAAUUACGAUUUCUGCAUUUGAAGAACGUAUACGUUGCCGAUUUGGACCUCGUAAAAGACUUCCUCGAUAGGCACAGACACUCGUUGAGGGACGUGACCAUGACGAAUCUGGGAAUACACAGUUCGGACUGGAAACCCUUCGCUCAUUUCCUGGGUUGCUCGCUAUCGCUGGAAAGAUUUGGUCUGUACUACACAAGGUCGCCGGCGCCUGAUGCCUAUCCCGAUGCAGAGGAGGAGGACGGACCGACGACAGAGGAGUGGCAACAUGCUGCAUCACGUGUAGAAUUCGGAGAUGUUGCUGAUGAUCCUUGA
Messenger RNA from Lecanosticta acicola, 1279 nucleotides. NCBI's taxonomy places the organism in Eukaryota, Fungi, Ascomycota, Dothideomycetes, Mycosphaerellales, Mycosphaerellaceae. The record is from the annotation of a GenBank genome assembly.